CUCAGUGCGGCCCGUCGCUCGGAGCCGCGGCGGGAAAGUCUGACUGAGGCGUCCGGCAGUCGUGGCCUUUCUGCCUUCGUCCGCCUGGCAGUGAAGGCCGGCCGUGAUGGAGGAGGAACUGGAGCCCGAGGAACAGGAGCGAUUCUCUUACCAGCAGAGGCUCAAGGCAGCGGUCCACUACACAGUCGGCCGUCUGUGCCAGGAAGUUGCGGAGGACAAAGAGGUGCAGUUCAGCAAGCAAACCAUUGCUGCGAUUUCGGAGAUGACCUUCCGGCAGUGCGAAAAUUUUGCCAGAGACCUUGAAAUGUUUGCCAGACAUGCUAAAAGAAGCACGAUUAACACAGAAGACGUGAAGCUCUUGGCCAGGAGGAGCAAUUCGCUGCUAAAAUACAUCACAGAGAAAAAUGAAGAGCUUGCUCAGCUGAACCAAGAGCGAAAGGCAAAGAAGAAAAAGAAGCCGGAGGAUGGAAACCAAAGUUGCAGGGAGCCAGCAGAGGCUGAAGCAGGGGAAAGAAAGGACCUGAAGCUUGCAUCAAGGGGCACAAUCCAGCCCCGGAGUGCUUUUGUGUUCGCCCCUCGCUCGCUCGGGCUCCUGCGUCAUCGCUGAAGUGUGAGGAGAGGGCUCCAGGAUCGCUGACGUGGAGACGCCACAGCCCGUGCCAGAGCUGACCAGACCCGGCCUCGGA
Messenger RNA from Fukomys damarensis (Damara mole-rat), 686 nucleotides. It is a transcript of the gene Cenps, whose product is annotated as centromere protein S. Gene Ontology annotation, cellular component: FANCM-MHF complex; Fanconi anaemia nuclear complex. The record is from RefSeq and is a predicted model, not a curated record. The coding region runs from base 107 to 607 and encodes 166 amino acids. Gene Ontology annotation, biological process: resolution of meiotic recombination intermediates; replication fork processing. Gene Ontology annotation, molecular function: protein heterodimerization activity; chromatin binding. The transcript has 6 exons. NCBI's taxonomy places the organism in Eukaryota, Metazoa, Chordata, Mammalia, Rodentia, Bathyergidae.